AUGUCUUUUUCCCAAUUCGGAUACCCUUACAGCACGGCUUCUCAGUUUUUCGUCUCCGCCGCUUCCACCACCACCUGCUGCGACACCGCGUCCAGAGCCGCGUCGGAUGCUUCCUCCGGCUCGGCCCCGACGGCUGCCCUGCGCUGCCCCUCGUACGAGAACCGCCUGCUGGCCGGAUCCAGGACGGAGCUCAAUGCGGCUCUGGGGAUGUACGGCUCGCCCUACGCCGCGGCCGCCAGCCAAGGAUACGCCAACUACCUGCCUUACAACGGGGACCCCUCUACUCUCUACACCACCCUGAACUCCCAGUACGAGAUCAAGGAAGGCGCCUCAACUUUGCAUCCAGGGAUCCCACAGCCUGCCACUGCUUAUUACACCUACGAACAUUCCUUGGGGCAGUACCAAUACGACAGGUAUGGAACCGUGGAUUUCAGCAGCUCAGCCAGACGCAAGAACGCGACCCGAGAGACCACCAGCACCCUCAAGACGUGGCUGUACGAACAUCGAAAGAACCCCUACCCUACCAAAGGUGAGAAGAUCAUGCUGGCCAUCAUCACCAAGAUGACGCUCACCCAAGUCUCAACGUGGUUUGCCAAUGCCCGGCGGAGACUCAAGAAAGAGAACAAGAUGACCUGGUCUCCAAAAAACAAAGCAGGAGAAGAGAGGAGAGAGGAUGACAGGAGGAAUGGGGACGAUUGUAGCAGUGAAAAUGAAGACAAAGAUCCCAAAAGCUGCAAAGAAAAGGAGCUACGGCUGAGCGACCUGGAGGACAUGGAUGAUGAGGAACCAGAGACCAAGGCCGAAAAUGAGCUCAAACAUCCCCAUCAAGACCGGCCACUCGUCAUCGACAGCACCUUGGCCGAGUGUGAGAAAAGCAACUGUGGCUUGACCCCACCCAGCCAUUUCCGGGUGUUCUCCUGCGCCAAAAGUGAUUUGGCAUCUUCCGGGGACUUCCUGAGCCACAAGGGGGUCACCUUAGCGAGCAGUCUCAGCGGUCACGGCCAAUCCUACGAAACUCCCGAGAAGCCCAGGAUUUGGUCUUUGGCCCACACGGCAGGCGCCAACGUGGUUGUGGGACCCGCGGUCAACCCCGGUCAAAGGACAGAAAGUCCAGAUUGUUUAGUGCUCAGGGGAAGGCUCCCUGGGGCCGGAGGACAAUGCGGCGAGGAGAAGACACUGGGUGGCCUGGUCAGAACGCAGCCCGUUCACGACAAGGCCCUGGAGGAGCUGAGCCAACCGACCAAAAUCUUUAGGAAUUCCGCUUUCAACUUGCAGUCCAUCUCUCUAAACUGUGCUUCCUACCCCAUGCUGGGGGAGACCUGUCAGUAUUCAGCUGGAGCUGAAGGGUUUGGGAGAACUGUAAGAGCCACUCAUGGUUCUGUAGAUCUGAGCGAAGUUUGUCUCAGUCAGCACAAGGACAAACUCCGAACAGCUUUCAGGCCAGUGCUGAAGAGGUGAGGCAGGCUAAUCGAGCAUUGGAAAAACUUCUCAAGAAGGUUCAGAACCUCCAGGCUUUCCCAGGAAGUUGUCCAUCACUCCCAAUGCAAAUUCUCUCUUUCUCUCUCUUCACGCCCUUCAAAGCAUGAACUGCAGCUACAGUUUCGUCCUCAUGGUAGUGGUGGCGAAGGGAUCCUCUCCCAUAUGCACAGCUCUCCAGGGUCACCACCCAAAG
Molecule: messenger RNA, 1672 nt
Organism: Euleptes europaea (tarantolino)
Lineage: Eukaryota; Metazoa; Chordata; Lepidosauria; Squamata; Sphaerodactylidae
Gene: IRX6
Product: iroquois homeobox 6
Exons: 7
Coding region: 1-1458 (485 amino acids)
Biological process (GO): neuron differentiation; cell development; regulation of transcription by RNA polymerase II
Cellular component (GO): nucleus
Molecular function (GO): DNA-binding transcription factor activity, RNA polymerase II-specific; RNA polymerase II cis-regulatory region sequence-specific DNA binding
Source: RefSeq, a predicted model, not a curated record